Messenger RNA from Cadophora gregata, 1203 nucleotides. RefSeq lists its product as uncharacterized. The record is from RefSeq and is a predicted model, not a curated record. The transcript has 2 exons. The coding region runs from base 217 to 1203 and encodes 328 amino acids. NCBI's taxonomy places the organism in Eukaryota, Fungi, Ascomycota, Leotiomycetes, Helotiales, Ploettnerulaceae.
GCUGACUGGAGAUUGCUUACUUCUUUUGUUUUUCUCAUCUCCCGAUCUCCCGCGUUAUCCCCUCGCUCAAGCUGGUCCGCUGUCAUUUCUCAGGUCCGAGACUUUGAAGAGCCUUCUCCCGCAAGCCUACCUAUCCGUUCGUUUCUGAACUUGACUAUUUCGUUCUUUCCACCCAUACAAAAUACCUCCAAAGACGGAGGCACAUCGAGAAAGAGAAUGAGGACAACGACCACGAUGUCGCCUCUUUUACGUACAAUAGCUCUGUUGCUUACUUUCGUCUCUAUAAUAUCUGCACAAUCAGUCUCUACGGCCAGCACAGAUGGUGGUGGCUAUACAGGAUACAACCUUUCACUGUCUCAAGACGAAGAGUCAGCAACUUACGAUACAUCAUCGACACCUGCGAAUGUCUCUGUAUCAUGGCCCGAACCAGACGUCUAUCUAAAUGCCAGCGUCUUCGUCGGCGAAAUCUCAAUUCUCGUCGCAAACCUCACCGCAAAAAUAAAUCUCGAUGCGCAAGUGCUUUCACUACUGAAGUUCAACGCUGGAGUGGACCUACACAUCGAUAAAGUCUCACUCUUAAUCCAAAACAUCUCCGCGAAAGUCGUCCUCGAAGCCCGUCUGGAGAACCUCGUCCUCAUGAUCGACGACAUCCUCGAAUCUCUAGACCUGAACCCGAUUCUCGCAACCCUCGGCCAGAGCCUAAACAACAUUACGGAUUCAGUUGGCGAUGUUGUGGGGGGCGUGGUUGGGACGCCGUCAAGCUCUGUUCCGGGAUCAGCGCCUACUGCUGCUGCCGCAGCUGCGAAAAAGAGGAGGACUGGAAUCGAUCCGUUGCAGUUCCCGUACAAUUACGAGAUUCAGCAUAAUAUACUGUAUACGAUAAAUGAUUACACAGGGCAUUCGCACACGAAUCGCGUGUUGUCGCAGACUGGUGCGAUUGUCGAUCAAUCGCUUGAUGAUAUGGGACAUGUGGUGUCGGAGAAGGAGGUGGGCACUUAUGAGAAGGAUAUGAGGUUCAACGGGGAUAAUAUCACGGUUGUGCAUGAUGGGAAGGAGGUGUGGCAGUUGGAGUAUGUGUAUGAGCCGUUUAGGGGGUUAAUUGUUCUUAGUUAUGUUUUCGUGGAUCAGGGUGGGAGGGUUGUAGGGACGCAAGUUGCCAGUGAGGGAUAUGCUGGGGGAAGUAGCACGAUCGGAGAUAAUUGA